Molecule: messenger RNA, 1874 nt
Organism: Brachypodium distachyon (stiff brome)
Lineage: Eukaryota; Viridiplantae; Streptophyta; Magnoliopsida; Poales; Poaceae
Product: nuclear pore complex protein NUP50A
Exons: 2
Coding region: 173-1594 (473 amino acids)
Biological process (GO): intracellular transport
Cellular component (GO): nuclear pore; cytoplasm
Molecular function (GO): GTPase activator activity
Source: RefSeq, a predicted model, not a curated record
CCUUUUGGCCCAUCCCGCUGCCGACCGCCCUAGAACACUCCCCUCGCUCGUCUUCCCCGCGAGCGCCGCCACCCCUCCCUCCUUCUGUCCCAUCCCGCCGCCGAGCGCCGCCCCCUCGCUCGUCUUCCUCCUCGCGCGGGCGCCGCCACCGCAGGCACUCAAAACCUCUAAGAUGGCAGAUGAGGAGCAUGCCCAAACUUCUAGGAAGAGGGUUGCAGAUAAACAAAUCAAUAAGGACAAUCCUGAGCCUGAUGAUGACUCAACGGAGCAAGAGGAUGGGACGUUUAAGAAAGCUACCGAAGAAGUGAUGGCAACCCGAAGGAUUGUUAAGGUUCGGCGCCAGCAGCCGAAGCCAGCUCCUUCUAAUCCUUUCUCUGCCAUUAGAUUUACCCCAAGUGAUUCUAGUGUUCAAUCAAGUGUCCCUGUCUCAGAGCCUCCACCUUCUGAUGUCACAGUGACAAAUGUGAAGGACAGUUGCUUGAGUGAGAAAACUAAUGAGGGCAGCAAUGGCAGUGGGAAAGAUGCAUUAUCCGCAACGGACAAGAAUGCAGAUUCUAAUGAGGUGGAUGAGAUUCAAAAGGAUGAAGCAGCCCCAGAAGAGUCAGAUGCAGAAGACAAGUCCAGUGCUCCAACAGAAGCACCCUCUCCACUUGUUGAGACUGAUGACAAGGCAGAUGACGCAGGGGAUGGAACGGGUGAGGACAAAGUGGUAGUUGGAGAACCCAAGGAAGAUAACUGCAAGACAUCUGGAAUGGAAGGCAAGACAGAAGAUGUAGAGGCCGAAGAGAAGAAAGCAGCAACUGAAGCUGGAGAUGAAGAUAAAUUCAGCAAGGAUGAUGCUGAGAAGAAAGAUGAAGCUGAAUCAAGGGCUAAGGAUGGAUCAUGUGAGCAGAAGGAUGCUGAGAAAUCAUCACCGACACCUCUUUUCUCUUUCAAGAACCUGUCAAGUGGCCAAAAUGCCUUCACAGGACUGGCUGGAACUGGUUUUUCAGGCUCAUCAUUUUCAUUUGGCUCAGUCUCUAAAGAGAGCUCAAAUGCUCCUCUAUUUGGGCUAAAGAGUGAUGGUUCAUCUUUCCCUUCUUUCAAUAUUGGUGGUACGAGCAACGGAAGUUCUGCCUCAGCGCUCGCCACUGCAGCAGAAGCACCAAAGAAAUUUGCUAUGCCAGAGGGCCCAGUUGAAACAGGUGAAGAAAACGAAAAGGCUGUAUUUACUGCUGAGUCUGCAAUAUAUGAGUACCUUGAUGGGGGCUGGAAAGAAAGAGGAAAAGGAGAGCUAAAGUUGAACAUCCCGGUAUCUGGUAGUGGCGAGAGAUCUCGGCUAAUCAUGAGGGCCAGGGGCAACUACCGACUGAUUCUGAAUGCAAGCCUCUAUGAAGACAUGUCGCUGAAGGACAUGGAUAAGAAGGGCGUGACAUUUGCUUGUAUUAACAGCAUCGGCCAAUCCCCUAGUGGGCUUACCACAUUUGCUGUCAAGUUCAAGGAUACCGGCAUCAGGGAAGAUUUCAAAGCUGCGGUGGGGGCGCACAAGGCUAAGAAGACUCCCGACGCAGCGCUGAAGACACCUGAGAACUCCCCGAAGGCAUCUGAUGAUUGAAAGAAACCGCUCGGUUUCAUGUUCUUUUGAUGUGUAUGCGAAGGAAGGAGCUGAGAUUCUCCUUGUUCUUUCAGAGUCUCAAGUAAAACUGUUUGGGAGCGGUGGGUAUGUGUGUCAAACUUAAAUUAUAGUCAUAAUCUUAGUAACUGGAGAGAUGAGACUGUAUAAUCCUGUGGGCACAGAUGCGAAUUUUAGGUACUGUCUUGGAACGAGUUAUCCCUGGUGUAUGCAUGUUUUUUAAGGGACGCUGGUGUAUGCAUCUUGUCAAUGUUUGCAGCUU